AUGUCGGCGAGCGCAAGCGACGGCUUGCCCUGCGCACGGAUUAUGCAUGUUCGUGAAGUGGUUGCAGCGGGGCAAUCCGUAGCGGGGAUGCUUGUAAGGGUCACAGGCAGAAUCCGACCAAUAGUAGGAGGCGACGACACCAUCAUCAAGAUAGAGGACCGGUCUGGAGCUCUGCUCGUUGUAGACACAUCCCAUAUAAUCACACCUGGCGUGCGCCCCAACAGCCUGUUCCAGUUUCUAGGCAAGGUCGAUUGGAGAAAAGACGCGGCAGAGGAAGAUAAGAUGGUGCUGCUAGCGCAGGUGGGGCGGAGUGUGGAGGGCAUGGACGAGGGGCUGUUUGAGAGGGCGCUGGGGCUCAAGAGGCAGUUCGAAAGCACUGCGAGAGCCACCACAUACAAUGGGCUGUGCGGCGGAUGGGAGGCCACUUCUGUGGACACUGGUAGCGCGAAUGACAAGCGUUGGAGACUGUAG
Molecule: messenger RNA, 471 nt
Organism: Closterium sp. Yama58-4
Lineage: Eukaryota; Viridiplantae; Streptophyta; Zygnematophyceae; Desmidiales; Closteriaceae
Source: the annotation of a GenBank genome assembly